Messenger RNA from Strongylocentrotus purpuratus (purple sea urchin), 1332 nucleotides. RefSeq names its product transcription factor HES-4. The transcript is spliced from 3 exons. Gene Ontology annotation, molecular function: RNA polymerase II cis-regulatory region sequence-specific DNA binding; protein dimerization activity; DNA-binding transcription factor activity, RNA polymerase II-specific. Gene Ontology annotation, biological process: regulation of transcription by RNA polymerase II; anterior/posterior pattern specification; regulation of neurogenesis. The record is from RefSeq and is a predicted model, not a curated record. The coding region runs from base 158 to 976 and encodes 272 amino acids. Lineage: Eukaryota; Metazoa; Echinodermata; Echinoidea; Camarodonta; Strongylocentrotidae. Gene Ontology annotation, cellular component: nucleus.
UCUGCCGGGUAGUAAGUCAUAACAACCGCUCUCACGCUCGUCACAAGAUCCAUACUCCUCUUCGUGGAUACCAGUGACUAUCUCUCUGCCUCUAAGGAAUCUAACUCCUGUGAUUAUACUUCUUGCUUGUGCAUUGAGACCAUCUAUAUCAGCAAUCAUGCUUACUUCAUCUGGAUACCAACAAAUGGACAUGUGCUCUAACAGACCUAGGACUGCCAAGCACCUUACAGAACGCAAAAGGCGAGCUCGAAUCAACGACAGCCUCCUUCAACUGAAGAGUAUGGUCUUCCCAGUCAUCAAAAAAGAUAUCUCUAGACAUCCUAAAAUGGAAAAAGCUGACAUCCUGGAGAUGACUGUUCGAUAUUUGAAAGACGUCCAGACCCCAGAACAGGGCGAGUCAAAAGGCCAGGUUACCACAUACCACGCUGGAUUUACAGAAUGCCUGAGCGAGGUAUCAACCUUCAUGUCCAAUUGCGAGAGCAUCGACAUUGAAACCCGUCUUCGCCUCCUCGGUCAUCUAGCUGAUCGUUGCAGUACCAUCAACGAUGCCGACCAGAAACCUGACGUGUCACGACUUCAACCAGCUCAGACACAACAACAACAACAACGUGUGCCAUCACCAGUCACAGUUCCCCAGCAACAGACCCGAGUUGCUGCUCCCAGUCCCAUUUCCAUCCCAGCAACAUCGCCAGUCCAGCAGUUUGCUACCACACCAAACGGCAUGGUUCUCCUCCUCCCAGCCCACACCGUCCAGCACAACUCGGUCAUCUCGGUUCGAGUCCCACUUAGCAGCGACGGUGUCCUGACCCCACCACAGUCACCGAUGUCCCCCGAGCCAACCAUGACCCGCUUCACACCAUCACCCGUCGACAUCAAGCCCUCCAAGACCGCCCUGAACACCAAGCACCACCGCUUCGCUCCAUACCAGAAGCACGCCAUCAAGGCAUCCGAGAAAUCGAUGUGGAGACCGUGGUAGAAUCCAUCUCAACCCAUCCCAUCUUAAAGACUUUCAUCUUAAGUACUAAUGUGCCUUGAACUUUCAUAAACGUGUUCUGACGCUCUGUAUACAUCGUGGAGGGAAAUUGCGGGAAUCGAUGUGAACUUUGUCAAAAUAACGACUUCAUCCAGAAGAAGUGCCUGCCAGCACAAGUUAUGUUCAUCCCUAAAACUAUAAGACUAUUUUUCUACUGAUAUAUGUUUAUUUUCUUGUACAAGAUUGAGAUAUAAUUGAUAACGAUGAAUUGUGUUGAUUGUCGCCGGUCGAUAUAAGCCAAUUGCUAUAUGAAAAAAAACAAAAAAUCAAAUUAAAAAAACAAAACAUAAACUUUUAAA